This is a messenger RNA of Xylaria bambusicola, 1692 nucleotides long. RefSeq names its product major facilitator superfamily transporter. Gene Ontology annotation, biological process: transmembrane transport. Gene Ontology annotation, molecular function: transmembrane transporter activity. The coding region runs from base 1 to 1692 and encodes 563 amino acids. The transcript has 6 exons. Gene Ontology annotation, cellular component: membrane. The record is from RefSeq and is a predicted model, not a curated record. Lineage: Eukaryota; Fungi; Ascomycota; Sordariomycetes; Xylariales; Xylariaceae.
AUGACCGUAGUAUCUAGCGAAAAGAGGAAAAAGGAACCGCCAAUUUUGGAUCCCAACUCGUUGUCGAGUAUUCGCCAUGAAGAAAUCCCCACGGCGCGUUUAGUGCUUCUUUGUCUCGGCCUUUCGACAGGGCUCUUCCUUAGCUUUCUAGACAGCUCAAUAGUGGCGACUAGCCUCUUCACGAUUGGAACGGAGUUUGACGAUCUGCAAAGAGUAAACUGGGUGGCAUUGGCCUAUACAUUAUCGUAUCUGGGAUGUGCCGUCUUCCUCGCUCGAAUUUCCGAUGUGAUUGGGCGACGCGAUGCAUUCUUAAUAUCAUACGUAAUCUUCAUAGGCUUUUCGCUGGGAUGCGGGUUUGCACAAAACUUGCAACAACUCAUUGCAUUUCGAGCGAUCCAGGGGCUCGGUGGAUCAGGCCUGUAUUCCAUUACCAUGAUAAUUCUUCCAGAGAUCUCACCUCCCAGGCUCCUACAAGCCCUUGCUGGCAUUAUUGGAAUCAUCAUAACCAUCUCUAGUGUGUUGGGUCCUGUACUUGGUGGUAUCUUGACGAAUUACGUGAGCUGGCGGUGGAUCUUCUUUAUUAAUGGGCCUAUUGGUGCAGCUUCUUUUCUGUUGUUUCUUAUCACAUGGCCGAACCCUCGAUAUCUGCCUAACAAUCUCGAAAAGCGAUCGUGGAGAGAGCUGGACUACUUUGGAUCCUCCUUGUUCGUCGCAGCAGCUGUUCUUAUUGUAUUCCCGUUCCAGAAUGCCAGCAACGCUACUGAUCAGUGGCAUGAAGCGAUAUUUUGGGCACCGCUCACCAUUGGGUUGGUUGCGUUUUUGGGAGUAUUCGCUUGGUCCCUCUUUGUAGACAGGCGGUGGGGAGACAACGUCGCCGCGGCUCUUCCUAUGAACCUUCUUCGUGAUAGAGUAUAUGCCUCGGCCGUUCUGAAUACCCUGUUCCUGGGGUUUCCUUACAUCCUGGUCAUCUACGUCUUUCCGCUUCGCUGUCAGGUUGUCAAUGGAAAAGAUGCCUUGGUAGCAGGGGUGAUGCUACUCCCAAUGCUAGGAUCCAGCGCGAUAGGUUCAGUCAUAUCUGGCAAGGUCAAUGGGAAGGAAGACCGUAGCUGUGAGACGCUGAUCGUAGCGACGAGUUUCAUGAUUUUAGGUUGUGGACUUCUCACAACAGUCUCUGGCUCAGUUAGUCUUGAAGCCAAAGCUCUGGGUUUUCUGGUGUUCGUUGGCCUUGGUUUUGGCCUAUCCGUAUCAACAACCACCAUGCUUGCAGCAUUGAGAUCAUCGAUACGGGAUCACGCAUCAGCACAGGGCAUUGUAGCUCAAGUGCGAGUGUUUGGGGGCAGUCUUGGCAUUGCGGCAUCUUCUGCAAUUCUAGGGAUGUCACUGCGCGCUCAAGUAGGCGGAUCGGUGACGUCGCAACAGAUUUCCUCAGUUGAGGGUGGCGGCGGUGACAAUUUGGCACCAAACGACCUUGCUGCGAUUAGAAGAGCAUAUGCCGAAGCAUUUCGCGAGGACAUGCGAGUGUGCACGAUUAUUUCAGGCAUCGCACUAAUAUGGGCUUUGGGUACUUACAGUCGCAAGCGGCUCAAUCGCAGUCAACAACGAGAACAGCGUGUUAGAGACGAGGCUGAACGAAGGAAGACCGUGGCGGCGGCUGAAAGUCCGCAGCGGGACAGUGAAUUGAACCACUCAUGA